Diprion similis is the source of this 2123-nucleotide messenger RNA. RefSeq names its product double-strand break repair protein MRE11 (gene mre11). Gene Ontology annotation, cellular component: Mre11 complex; nucleus. Gene Ontology annotation, molecular function: DNA endonuclease activity; 3'-5'-DNA exonuclease activity; manganese ion binding. NCBI's taxonomy places the organism in Eukaryota, Metazoa, Arthropoda, Insecta, Hymenoptera, Diprionidae. The record is from RefSeq and is a predicted model, not a curated record. The transcript has 12 exons. Gene Ontology annotation, biological process: telomere maintenance; mitotic G2 DNA damage checkpoint signaling; mitotic intra-S DNA damage checkpoint signaling. The coding region runs from base 59 to 2035 and encodes 658 amino acids.
AUUUUUUUUUAACAACAGUCUAGGGGUAAUCAGAGGCGAACACUAACGAUCCAGGAAUAUGUCUGGUUCAAAGAAUCACGGGGAUGAUAGACCCGAGGAAGACGUCUUCAAAAUUCUAAUUGCAACCGAUUGUCAUCUGGGUUAUGACGAAAAAUCCAACAGAGGUGAAGACAGUUUUACGACUUUUGAGGAGAUUUUGAAGUAUGGAAAACUACACAGUGUAGAUUUCAUUUUACUUGGUGGAGAUUUAUUCCACGAUAAUAAACCCUCUCAAGCCACAGUGAUGAAAUGUAUGAAUCUACUGCGUAAAUAUUGCCUUGGCACAAAGCCAAACAAGUUUCAAUUUUUGAGUGACCCUAAGAUGAUUUUUAAACACUGUUUAAACAAAACAGUUAAUUUUGAGGAUGCUAAUCUGAAUGUUGAAAUACCCGUGUUUUCUAUACAUGGCAAUCACGACGAUCCAAGUGGACCUGGUCAAAUAGGGAGUUUGGACUUGCUAUCGGUCACUGGACUGGUCAACUAUUUUGGUAAAUGGACAAAUCUAAACGAAAUCCAACUAGCCCCUCUAUUAUUCAGAAAAGGAUGUACCAAUCUCGCUUUGUAUGGCCUCAGCUACAUCAAGGAUCAAAGGCUUUCAAGACUCAUGAGAGAUGGAAAAGUGCACACGCUUCGUACCAAAGAAAUCAAUGAUUGCUUCAACAUAUUUGUACUCCAUCAAAAUCGUGCUAAGCAUGCAGAAAACGCAUUUGUCCCAGAGGAAGAUUUGCCAAAUUUUUUUGACUUUGUAUUAUGGGGACACGAGCACGAAUGUCGUAUUGAAACAGAGCAAGUUGGAAAAAAACACUAUCACAUUUGUCAGCCGGGAAGUCCUGUUGCAACGUCACUAUGCCAAGGUGAAGCUGUUCCCAAACACGCAGGUAUUUUGAAAGUUUACAAAACAGGUUUCAAGCUACAGAAACUAAAAUUGAAAACAGUGAGGCCAUUUGUCUUUGAUACACUAAAUGUUGAUGACAACAAUGACAUAAAAAUUCAGUCAUCGGAGAAAAUUAGUGAUUCAAUUGAAAAGUACGUUGAUAAUUAUAUCGAAAAUAUUAUGAUGCCAAAGGCAGCAGACCAGCUGUCGGGAGAUCCACAUCAACCAACGCUACCUCUACUGCGACUUCGUGUAUUUUAUACGGACGAGAAGCAGAAGUUCGAUACGUUUAGAUUAGAGCAGAAAUAUGUUGAUCAAGUCGCUAAUUCAGGUGAGAUUAUUCUUCUGCGUAAAAAAAAAAGUGGCUUGGCCAAGAGAGAAGAUCUUGACGACUAUAAUGUUGAUGAUACUGAUGCUGUUAUUGAAGAAGCUUUGGGAUAUGAUGAGGAUGAGCCUGAGUGGAAUAAAACAGUUCAAGGAGGAAUUCGAAAGUAUUUUGCAUCAGGAAACAAAAAAAACAAGUUAACUAUAUUGUCUCUAACUGGUCUCAAUGAAGCCUUGUCCCAAUUUGUAGAUAAAGGAGACUCGAAUGCAUUUGAUGAUAUAAUUGAGCAUCAAAUGAAACAAACUCUUGAAUAUAUAAACAGCAAAACGUUAGAAAACCCUGACGAAAUAGCGGAUGUAAUUGAAGAAUUUCGAAAUGAAAGGGACGACAUUAAAGAAGAUGAAGAAAUUCAGGUACGUGACUUCCUAAAUUCUUCAACUCGUCGGGUUCAUCAGCCAGCUGAUGAUUUAGAUGCCGAUAUUGCAGUAGAAGAUGACAGUCCUACCAAAAGUAAUGAAGAAAAUGCAGUCAGAGGAAGAGGUAGGGGUAGACGAGCAAGGGGCACUGGAGGUGCUGCUUCUGGUAGGGGCAGGGCAAGAGCUACUGCAAGUACCUCUGCCAGUAAGAAUGUAGUACUUAUUGAUAGUCCGAAAAAAUCUACUAGAGCAACAAAGCAGCUGACAGAGAGUAAAAUGCAGUCCGUGAAGCAGACGAGCAUAGCUGCUCAUUUUCCAAAAAGUCAGAAAGCUCCAAGUAAACCGAUAUACAUUUCGGAUUCAGAUUCCAACUCCAGCUAAGCUUCCAUUCAAGUUGUUUAAUUUUAUGUAUUAAUAUUUGUUAAACUUACUGGAAAUAGUUUCAAGUUAUUGGCACUGUAUACUUAUC